This is a messenger RNA of Xiphias gladius (swordfish), 2216 nucleotides long. RefSeq names its product IL2 inducible T cell kinase (gene itk). The coding region runs from base 49 to 1902 and encodes 617 amino acids. Lineage: Eukaryota; Metazoa; Chordata; Actinopteri; Istiophoriformes; Xiphiidae. Gene Ontology annotation, molecular function: ATP binding; non-membrane spanning protein tyrosine kinase activity; protein binding. Gene Ontology annotation, biological process: intracellular signal transduction; peptidyl-tyrosine autophosphorylation; adaptive immune response. The record is from RefSeq and is a predicted model, not a curated record. The transcript has 17 exons.
CGCAAAAACCCUCCAUUGUUUCUCAUUGUGUUGUUCGUAGCUUUUACCAUGUUCCCCAGGGUGAUUUUGAAGGGGACUAUGAUCAAAAAAUCUCAACAAAAGAAAAGAACAUCACCUUGUAACUACAAGGAGAGAUAUUUUGUCUUGGACACCCAAGACCUGAAGUAUUCUGAACGCCGUCCAGGGAAAAAGCCCAUGAUGAAAGGUUGCAUCGAGCUUUCCAGAAUUAAGUGUGUGGAGAUUGUGUGUAGUGAUAUCCCAAUACCAUGCAACUUUAAGUACCCUUUUCAGAUUUUUCAUGACAGCCAUUACCUCUACAUUUUCGCCCCGGACAAUGAUUGCCGUCUGAGAUGGGUCAGAGCUCUCAAGGAAGAGACGAAGCAUAACAAUUUGGUCGCAAAAUACCAUCCAAACUUCUGGAUGGAUGGAAAAUGGAGAUGCUGCCACCAGACAGACAAACUGGCAGCAGGUUGUAGUGUUUAUGAUCCAGUGGGUUAUGCCUCUAAAAAGCCCCUCCCUCAACUCCCGGACUCAGAGAUGGGACUGCAUGAUGCAGGACAGAGGGUGGUCAUCGCGCUGCAAAACUACACACCGCUGGGAGACGAUGACUUGCCCCUUCAGAAAGACCAGGAGUAUGUCCUGAUUAAAAGCUCCCACCCUGACUGGUGGGCCGUGCAGGAUAGCCAGGGGAACACAGGCUUUGUGCCCAGUACUUAUGUAGCUGAAAAAUCUAGCACCAACUUUGAGAGAUUUGAAUGGUACAACAAAAAAAUAACCAGAGGGGAAGCAGAGGAUUUGUUAAUGAACGAGGGAAAAGAAGGUGCAUUCAUGGUGCGUGACUCACGGCAGGCAGGAGUCUACACAGUGUCAGUCUUCACCAAAGCACCAGGGUCUAAUGGGGAGAAGAAUCCAAGAGUGAAACAUUACCAGAUCAGACAGUCAGAAACAGGACAGGGUGCAUUUUACUUGGCAGAGAAGUACCUGUUCAGCACCAUUCCUGAACUCAUCCAUUACCACCAACACAAUGCUGCCGGCCUGAUAACGCGUCUGAGACACCCUGUGUCUCAAGAUGGAGGCUGCUUCCAGGACAUCGCUGGCCCCUCACAAGAUCAGUGGGAAGUGGACCAUGAGGAGCUGACCCUGGGUCAGGAGUUAGGCAGCGGUCAGUUUGGGCUGGUGCGGGAGGGGACAUGGAGGGACAGGAAGGUUGCAGUGAAGAUGAUAAGAGAAGAGUACAUGUCAGACGAGGACUUUAAAGAAGAGGCGAGAAUCAUGAUGAGACUGUCCCACUGUAAGCUGGUUCAGCUCUACGGUGUGUGCACCCAACGUUUUCCCAUGUGUCUCGUGUUUGAGUACAUGGAAAACGGCUGUCUGUCAGACUACUUGAGAGACAACAAAGGGCGUUUGUCUCAGGACAUUAUGUUGGGGAUGUGUCUGGAUGUCAGUGAGGGGAUGGCUUACCUGGAGAGCUCCACCUUCAUCCACAGAGAUCUGGCUGCCAGGAACUGUCUUGUCUCAAAGAACAAUGAGGUGAAGGUGUCUGAUUUUGGCAUGACCAGAUUUGUUCUUGACGAUCAGUACACAAGCUCCCAGUGCUCCAAGUUCCCGGUCAAGUGGUCGGCCCCAGAGGUCAUCAAAUACUGCAAGUUCAGCAGCAAGUCGGACAUCUGGUCAUUCGGUGUGCUCAUGUGGGAGGUGUACAACGAGGGCCGUCUUCCCUAUGAGAACCGCUCUAACGCUGAGGUGGUGGAGUCCCUGAACGCAGGCCUGAGGCUCCUGAAGCCCCGCUUGGCCCCAGACGCUGUCUACCUACUUAUGGAGUGGUGCUGGAAGGAGAAACCAGAAGAUCGUCCAUCCUUCGCUCUCCUCCUGCAUGAGCUGGCCUCCCUCUCGGACCUGUGAACCAAGUUGCAAUCUGAGGAUGAUGAUUUUAAAAUUAACUUUAUUUAUUUAAUUUAUUGAUUCCGGUAUCACAUGUUUUUCAAAUGUGUGUGAAGUCAUUUCAUCUGGUUAUCAUCAUUAAAAUUGUUAAAAAACAGUAGACAAUUUUAAAAUCCCUGGAUAUUGCACUUUACCAGUUUCCUCGUUCUUUAUACAACCCUUGAAAAUGCUCAUACAGUCCAUUCACACAGCGACAGCUGCUUACUAUUCUAAAAGAUCUCUGUAUAUUAUAUACAUAUAUAUUAUGUUGUUUGACUGAUUGUCAAUUAAAUGAA